AUGAUGCUGCGAAAAGGCUCAAGUCUCGGACACCAGCCGGUUCUGGAAAGAGUGCAAGUACCCAAAGCGUGCAUCGCUCGGGACCUGCUCACGGGUUCGCCUGCAGAGCUGAGGCGCGUCUCCAAGAAGCUCACUGGAACCAUCGGGAACCGUUUGCGAGAACUCGAAGACCUACUGCAUUCCAUCCCGAAUAACGCGGAUACAACGGUGAGCGUACCUACGCUUGGCAAGUUGCUCGUGCGUACUGAGCAUCUCAGGGUGUACCUAGUCGCUCUCAAAGAGGUGGUUACGGCUUUGCGCCGACAGUCUCCGGACGGUGAACUGCCAAGCGUUGAUAUCGAGGGCCAACUUGACGCCUUUCUGCAAUGGUUCAAUAAGCUAGACAAGCUCGUCGAGCGACGACUAGACAAAGUGACCGAGGCAGCGCCUGGAGUGGAGCGCCUGGCGUCUGCCGAAGCGUUGCCUCGGAGGGAGCAGUCCGACCCCGAGACCGUCGUUGCUGAGACGCUCGCGGAAUACGCUCCUUUUUUUAAGUUGUUUGAGCCUAUGGAAACGAAACGAGAAGAAGGGCAGGAAAUCAAACAGCCUGUACUGCGACGCCGACGAAGCCACCCUGGCAAGGAGCAUACCUGGUUGGAGCUUCCAUCGGUCGCAGCGGACCCCACCGGACAAGUCUCAUCGACGAGCUCGCGAUAUGCCAUCAAAGCACCAGAUGGGGUUCUCGCGCAUUUCCAGCUUCAGGACAGGUACGUUGAGGUCUUAUCGGAUACCGUAGGUCGCAUACGUGAGCAUGCAGAACAGAUUGAAGAAUCGGUGACGCGAGACAAUGAGAUAUUGGAUCGGAUGCAACCCAAGUUGGAGCGGAAUCUGGAGAGUGUCCGAACGCAGCAGGGAAGGCUGCAGACCUACGUGAACGAACGGGUGCGCUCCAUCUGCUCCCAGUGGCUAUUGGUAGCGGUUGCCAUCGCGCUAUGGUUCGUUGCUUUCUUGGCGAUCCGGAUGGGGUAG
Cyanidioschyzon merolae strain 10D is the source of this 1008-nucleotide messenger RNA. RefSeq lists its product as hypothetical. The coding region runs from base 1 to 1008 and encodes 335 amino acids. Gene Ontology annotation, biological process: retrograde vesicle-mediated transport, Golgi to endoplasmic reticulum. Gene Ontology annotation, cellular component: SNARE complex; endoplasmic reticulum. The record is from RefSeq and is a predicted model, not a curated record. NCBI's taxonomy places the organism in Eukaryota, Rhodophyta, Bangiophyceae, Cyanidiales, Cyanidiaceae. The transcript has a single exon. Gene Ontology annotation, molecular function: SNAP receptor activity.